Messenger RNA from Aspergillus mulundensis, 1161 nucleotides. RefSeq lists its product as uncharacterized. The transcript has a single exon. Lineage: Eukaryota; Fungi; Ascomycota; Eurotiomycetes; Eurotiales; Aspergillaceae. The record is from RefSeq and is a predicted model, not a curated record. Bases 1 to 1161 code for a protein of 386 amino acids.
AUGAUCGCUGCCUAUGCUGACACCGAUUUACCCCACGGGGACUCGCCCGAGCUGACGCUGGUCCAAGCGACUCCAACGGAACGUGUCGAAUCUAUCAAGCUGAACAGCACGGAGUGGAAGGGACCGUUGGAUCUCGAUUCGUAUCUCGCGCGAGAGGACACGCUGCUCCAACAGCGACUAACCAAGGAAGCCUUGAUAUGUUGGAUUCUGGUCGACCGUCGAGCUCCUGAAAAUGCGAGAACAAUCCUCAGUUCCUGCGAGACGUACAAGAAGACGGCAGUUGUGGCUCAAGACGGAAAUGUAGAAGAGGCCUCGGUUCAAGGUGUCGGGAGUGUCUAUUGUCGGCCAGAGUUUCGUGGUAAAGGAUACGCAAAGCGAAUGUUGGAGGAACUGAGCAAGAAGAUGGAUGCGUGGCAGCUGGAGGGCGAACAAAGUGAGCGGCCGCUGUUCAGUAUUCUGUUUUCCGAUAUUGGGAAGAGGUUCUAUGCGCAAUUCGGCUGGAAACCACAUCCAUCCUCACACUUUGCGCUUCCCCCUCUUUCCAAAGAAGAAUACUCUACUUUGAGCACAACGGCUGCGGUAAAAGUCUUGCGCGCCGAUGAUGUUCAACGCUGCAUGUGCAGCAUUGGCAUUCUCGAAAAAGAGCGCGAGCUGUUGCGUGGCGUCUCGCUGCAGUCUUCCGGUCCCAAAGUAGCAAUUGUUCCAGAUUUCGAUCAUUACCAGUGGCACUGGGCGAGGGAGGAGUUUUACUGUCAGAGGCUCUACCCCGAUAGGGGAAUCCCUGCGGCAAAGGGUGCCGGCAAUGACGCUGUGAAAGUGUAUUGUGCCUGGAAUAGGACUUUUGGCAAUACUCCAGAAGAGAAUACAUUGUACAUUCUCAGAUGGGUAUAUGACGAGCCCGCCUCCCAAGAGGAGACCGAGACAACGAUCAAGGCAAUGGCCGCAAUUCUCAGGCGUGCGCAAUUGGAGGCCCACGAGUGGAAUAUGGCCCACGUUACAUUUUGGAAUCCGACGCCACUCCUGCACAGAGCUGUAGCACUGUUGGACCCGGCUGUCGAAAUAGUACACCGCGAAAAAGACAGUAUUGCGGCUCUUCGGUGGAGCGGCAACCCUGAAGAGAACGUGGAAUGGCUCCUGAACGAGAAGUACGCAUGGUGUUAA